This is a messenger RNA of Oncorhynchus tshawytscha (Chinook salmon), 4764 nucleotides long. RefSeq names its product protein Wnt-6-like. Gene Ontology annotation, cellular component: extracellular region. Gene Ontology annotation, biological process: neuron differentiation; multicellular organism development; canonical Wnt signaling pathway. The record is from RefSeq and is a predicted model, not a curated record. Gene Ontology annotation, molecular function: cytokine activity; frizzled binding. The coding region runs from base 496 to 1569 and encodes 357 amino acids. Lineage: Eukaryota; Metazoa; Chordata; Actinopteri; Salmoniformes; Salmonidae. The transcript has 4 exons.
CUUCGAUGCCGAGUAAAAAUUUACAGUUGUUGCCAAGGCCAAUAGAUUGUAUUACUUUUGCACUAAAACGUUAGCAUUGAUUGUCCUCACGGAAUCUGCUGGUCCAUGGGUUUACUUUUCUGCCCAAGGUCUGGCUACAUUCCAUCACCCCCGGGGCUGUAGUAUCCUUGCUGCCAGAUUAAAAUCGCUGUGCUAUUGGAAUUUGGGUGUUUUAGUCAGGACGUGCUUGUCACCUCUGCCUCUGGUGUUUCAGUCUUGAAUCUAUCUGCCAGAGAGACGACUAUGAAGAGGUUAACACAUUUCAUCACGAUGUCUCUUCCCUCCUGACCGUGUAAUCGAACUUUAAGUGGUGCAUCCAAAGAGGGGUUCAAAUGACUUUUUGAGCAUUUAGUGGGUGUGCUGAAUCCAAUGAAAACAACAACACCUUAAUUGAAUUGGGGAUUGGCGCCUCUCACUUUUUAAUUUAACGUUGUUGUUUUUUUAAGGACACUCAUCAUGACGAUUCCAUUAUCUCGGACUCAACUAGCCCUGUUUUUCAUCCUCCUGUGUCCGGUCAAUAUCAUUGGGUUAUGGUGGGCAGUGGGGAGCCCUCUGGUCAUGGACCCCAAUAGUAUCUGUCGGAAGACCAAGCGACUAGCGGGCAAGCAGGCCGAGCUGUGCCAGAACCAGCCAGAGAUCGUCCACGAGGUCGCCAAGGGUGCCAAGCUGGGUGUGCGGGAGUGCCAGUACCAGUUUCGUUUUCGCCGCUGGAACUGCACCAGUCAGAACAAGUACUUUGGCAAAAUACUCCAACAAGACAUCCGGGAGACAGCGUUUGUGUACGCCAUCACAGCGGCUGGGGUGACCCACACGGUGACUCAGGCCUGCAGUAUGGGGGAGCUGCUGCAGUGUGGCUGUGAGGCGACCAGGAGCAGGGCUCCCCCCCGGCCUGCCUCCUCCUCCACCACCACCUCUGGCGAGGGAGUCAAGUGGGAGUGGGGCGGCUGCGGAGACGACGUGGAGUUUGGCUACGAGAAGUCCAAGCAGUUCAUGGAUGCCAAGAGGAAAAAGGGCAAGAGUGACAUCAGGACGUUGAUCGAUCUCCACAACAACGAAGCAGGACGACUGGCGGUGAGGAAUUAUAUGAGGACUGAAUGCAAAUGUCAUGGCCUGUCCGGGUCUUGCACACUCCGGACCUGCUGGAAAAAGAUGCCUCACUUUCGCGAGGUGGGUGAUCGCCUCCUAGAGCGGUUCAAUGGCGCUUCCAAGGUGAUGGGAGGCAAUGAUGGCAAGACCCUGGUUCCCGUAGGCCAGAACAUCAAGCCUCCGAGCAAACAGGACCUGAUCUACUCGGCCGAGUCGCCCGACUUCUGCUCGCCCAAUAGGAAGACGGGCUCGCUGGGCACGCGGGGCCGCAUGUGCAACAGCACAGCCAUGGACGUGAGCGGCUGUGACCUGCUGUGCUGUGAGCGUGGCUACCGAGACGAGACGGUGGUGUUCGAGGAGAACUGCCUCUGCCGCUUCCACUGGUGCUGCGUGGUGCAGUGUAAGAAGUGCUCGGUGAGGAAAGAACUCAGUCUCUGUCACUAGCAUUACCAUAGUGAAGCUGGGUUGGUUUCAGGCCUGGCCUCUUCUGCCUCACACGAAAGAUGCACUGAGAUCAUGCUCCCACAGUUCAAUUCAGGAGCACGCUGAGAGAUUAGUAUCUUAUCUAGGAUCAUCUUGGACAGACAGCUGCAGUAACUCUUCUCUCAAGCUGUAGAACAGUCCAGAAUGGCCGCUACUCCAGUGCUCACCACAUAGAGCUCUAUGACCCAGAAACGGAGGCUCUUUUAGGCUCUUUUUCUAGAAACCCACUGGAGGAACUUACCCAACAACUGUUCCAGCUCUCCAGAGGGUUAAAAGUUCAAAUUCAGCUCCGAGAACGCUCUAGAACAGAACGCUUCGGUCCCAUCUCAUAGAAGACCAUCAGACAGCUUGGUACCAUUCUCAGUCGUCGGUACGGAGGUCGUUGCCUCUAAAGCAGUGGUUCCCAAACGUGUUUGCGCAGUGACCCACCUCAAGCCUUUCGCCAUUGAACCAGAAAAUAGCAUAACAACUGUUUCUAGCCUAAAACCCAAUGCCAAUGCCCUCUAGGAACAUGCUUACAACCCACAAUUAGGGAAACACUCUUCAUAGUCAGUUAACCAUGUAACUACAAGUGAGGACUAUUGUAACAAAAGCAUAAUGACUUUUGAGUGUGGAAAAUAAGACUUAUGGUCUUGGUAACAAGAUAGCAAGCACAUCAGCAUGCUACGUUUCUACACACGGUAACUGGAAUGUUAUGGAAGAAAGGAAAAUGGACACGCACAACGUGGAAUACAGGUAUCAAGCACAAAACGUACGAAAAAGGGAAAUCUGGGGAUUAUUUGUUUGGAGGACGAACCCCAUCACGUUUCAUGGUGAGGAGCUGAACUGACACCCGAGACUAUUAUUUAUGGACAUUUUAUGACAAGACUACUCAUAGUGAUAAGGUGAGGAACGUGCCUACCGUCUCUCUGAAAAGCACUUUGGACAUGGGAGCUAUCUCUGUGAACCAUAUGUUACAUUGGUUGUUGUUUGAGUAGUUUGGAAAUGGAGAAACGUGUUACGCCUUUUUUUUUUUCGUACGAGGUGCAGCAUCGAGAAAGUAUAAUAUGUUUAUCUGUUUAAUAUACAGGGCUUUUGUAAUGCACUUUCAAUUAAAGCAUUUGCUGCGUGUAGAUUUGUUACAUAUAGUCAUGUUGUGCAGAAUGGCCAUUCCACAAUCACAUACAACGCUGACAAUGAAUCCAUCCAUUUGUCUCUUUGAUAAGUCAACUCGCUGAAGUGAGUUGGAUGUCAGGAAGCCCAUUUCUUUUGACUCUCUGCCUACGUUCUUCGGAAUAGGCAGAUCAGAUCUCUGCUUAUUUUAAUUUUUUUUUUUGGGGGUGGGGACAAAACCUAUCUUCACCGUCAUUAAUGAUAACAAUUACUUACGAAGCGUGUUGUACCCAAACGCGCUGUACAUUUUCACUUUUUACGUGUAUGGGUCGAAGUUAUUCAAGUGUACUGUGUCUUACCCUUCCUUCAGAGUAUGAUUUUGUUGCUCCUUACCUUUCAGGGAUCUGUAAGAUCUUUUGUUGGGCAAAAGAGAGAGAGAGAGAGAGAGAGAGAGAGUACAAUGAGGGAUGACAUCGCUACAAUUUAUUGCCAAUAUGCCAUGGUUUAUGACCAGAUUAUUCCUUGCCAGAGGGUUCAUCGUUAAUAUUGUUACCAUGACAGUGGAUACACACUGCACAGGAUUACUCUGUCCUCGGAGCUACUAGUCCUGUCUGUGGAGUCAGCACCAUUCAAUUUUUCAUUUACCUAAAUGUAGUUUUUGUACAAAAGCAUAUCACGUUAAGGGAUAAAAACGUGGUAUAGUGGAACUAUUCUGACUGAGCUCUGCAACAAUAUUAGGCAUUCUUUACAUGGUAAAGUGGUCAACUAUUCUGACUGAGCUCUGCAACAAUAUCAGGCAUUCUUUACAUAAGCAGUAGAAUUGGCCACUUUACCAUGUUACGUUUGGGUUGCAGUCUACCAAAUCAGGAAAUCAGACCAAAUGUGGCUAUUCCUAUGCGAGACAUAGUCAGUGGCCAGUUUAGUAGGUACGCCCCGUUCACGAAAAUGGUUCGCUCCUACAGAGAGUGAGUCACGUGGCUGUGGCUUGCUAUAUCAAGCAGGCAGACGGGCAUUGAGGCAUUCAGUUACUGUUCGAUUGAACGUUAGAAUGGGCAAGACGAGUGACCUAAGCGACGUUGAGUGUGGCAUGAUCGUUGGUGCCAGGCACACCAGUUCCAGUACCUCGGAAAUUGCCGGCCUCCUGGGUUUUUCACGCACAACAGUGUCUAGCGUUUACUGAGAAUGGUGUGACAAACAAAAAAAACAUCCAGUCAGUGUCAGCCCUGUUGGGGAAAAUAGCUUGUUGAUGAGGAGCAUGACAAGAAUCGCGCAAGCUAACAGGGGGGCCACAAACAGACAAAUACCGGUGCAGUAGAACCGUGGUGUGCAGAACAGCAUCACGCCACGUACAACUUGUCACGGAUGGGCUAUUGCAGUAGAUUCCACCCCUAUCAGUCAAAAACUACAAGAAGCGGCUCCAGUGUGCAUGCGAUCACCAACACUGGACAACUGAGGGUGGAAAAACAUUGCCUGUUUCCGACGAAUCCCGAGUCGUCCAUGGUCCAUCCUGCCUGGUGUUAACGGUAUAUGCUGGUGGCGGUGGUGUGAUGGUGUGUGAAAUGUUUUCCUAGCGACGUUUGAACACCACACCUUGUAGAAUCCACGCUGUUCUGUUCUGGAGGCAAAGGGGGGGGGGUCUGACCCAGUACUAGAUGGGUGUACCUAAAAAACUGGCCAUUAUAUUUUCCCCAUAGCACAACUUUAGGACUUGUUGGGCUGCCAGGAGUUUUUCGACGUUACUGCAUGUAUGUUUAAACAGCCCUUGUCAAAAUGGAAGACAGCUGCUUUGACGGUUUGAUUCAAGGCAAGAACCAAUUUCCAAGUUUUGAAAACAUCAUUUUGUCAGGGCAUGUUGAAUGAUCUAAAGAGAAUUCGUCAGCGUUUGUUUGGGUUCAGAGACAGGAUUUUGACUUCCAUAAUUGCUUGUUCAUUGAUUAAACUUUUGUAUUCUACAAAGUUAGUUUCAUAUCCAUUUUGUUAUUUUCCAGUUACAGUAUGUGUAGAAAUUGGAAUGAAUUGACAAGUGAGUUUCUGCAUUUACUAUACAAAUAAAAAGUCAACUGU